AUGUCACCAUUAGCGGGCACGACUGUCUCCAGGAAAAAAUAUAUAACGAUCACUAUUGGGAAACCAGCUGAAGCGCUAGGCGAAAUUGGUGUUAGUGGUCCAUAUAAUCCCCGCAUGAACUUCAAGCAACCGAGCGAAGACUACAACAUUAGGAUUCCUCAAUCUAUAAGUCACAGUAGCCCACCUUACCGUCACCCAUGUUUCCCUCAUUGGGAUGUCAUGAUCAUCCCGGAAACCCCUGACCGCCCCACCAUAUGGACACGCCUGUCGCUGCACAAGGACAUUUCAUCUAGAUCUGAAAAUUACGAAUACACAUACAUCGAGCUCCACAGCCUCACGCUUGACCCGAACCUUGAACGGCGCGACAUACCCAUCAAGAAUGCAUGCUAUAAAGGUCGGCAGUACCUGAAAAUAUCCUUCAACUUCAGUCUCCCUGCCAAUAUAUUGUGGGACUGUGAUGAGGACUUCAGAUAUCUUCCUCGCUUCCACUUUCACCGUAGCUGCUUUUGCACAAAAUGUUUACAGUUGGAGCUGGAAGGAACCUUAACGUCGACAUCGUUUGACCAUGCGUUCCUGACGGUAACGGAUGUGGCGCUGAUUGGGAUGAGAGCUCGUGAUCGCCAUCUUCUGCUCAAAAUUGACGCUGGUUGGCAUCUGUACCAGGCCGGGCCCAUUGCGUGGAUAGAAGAAAAGAAUGUAACGUUCUAUGUUCUUUGA
This is a messenger RNA of Suillus fuscotomentosus, 717 nucleotides long. RefSeq lists its product as uncharacterized. The record is from RefSeq and is a predicted model, not a curated record. The transcript is spliced from 4 exons. The coding region runs from base 1 to 717 and encodes 238 amino acids. Lineage: Eukaryota; Fungi; Basidiomycota; Agaricomycetes; Boletales; Suillaceae.